Bactrocera latifrons is the source of this 5718-nucleotide messenger RNA. RefSeq names its product inositol-trisphosphate 3-kinase A (gene IP3K2). The record is from RefSeq and is a predicted model, not a curated record. NCBI's taxonomy places the organism in Eukaryota, Metazoa, Arthropoda, Insecta, Diptera, Tephritidae. Gene Ontology annotation, cellular component: nucleus; cytoplasm. Bases 1147 to 4935 code for a protein of 1262 amino acids. The transcript has 6 exons. Gene Ontology annotation, molecular function: inositol tetrakisphosphate kinase activity; inositol-1,4,5-trisphosphate 3-kinase activity. Gene Ontology annotation, biological process: inositol phosphate biosynthetic process.
AUAAGCGCAGAGUGUCGCUUACACACCGCAAACUCCAAUUGGUUUUAACCUCGUCAAAACUAGAAGUAUAUGUGCCGACUGAACAGGUGCUGCUCGUGUCUACAUCUAAUGAAAACGCGGUGGUUGUUGCAGGGGAGGGGAGUAAAAAAUGUGCUGAAAAUUAAAACGCGAUCGCGUCGUACAAAGCGCGAUAGUGAGAUUGUCGGUAUACGCGCGCGUCAAACGGCUGGAGAGGCGUUUGUGAAUACAGCUCCUGUGCGCGGUGAGAUCAGCCACUCGCGAGGCGCGAUAUUGACGCGAUUAGUGCAGCGAACGACGCGAUAGACUGAACUGAUGCGUUCAUAAACAUAAGCGUGUAUAAAUCUGUGUGCGCUAUUUCAUGCGCCUGUGGUUUCAUCAAGAUUAACAGGUGUUGCUGUCGCAUAUGAGUGUAUGAGAGGCUGCCAAGUGACGCACGCCACACCGCAAACCACAAGUGCAUAGUUCGCGUUCCAAGAAGUGUUUAUAAAUCGAAUUGAUCUACGCGAAUUACUCAUUCUCAGCGUCAGCGUGCGAACGUAAUAUAAGUUUCGUGUCAACGUGCAUCAUAGAUCUGGCGCAACGUACUACUCAUAGCACUCCGUUCAGCGUCACGGCGAUUUCAUGCUAAUUUGCAAAAAAUUAUCGCUUAUACCGAAAAAGGCUUUUAAUUAAGUGUCAGUUCAAAGUGCCCGAGGGUGAAUGUGAGAAGACAACGAGCGGGUAAACUUUGAAAGUUUCUCAAACCUCAGCAUACACUAUCGAUCACCGCGCGGUAAGCGUCUGAUUGUCUGGGGGCUGGCGUGCGUCAGCAGCGUUUACUAGCUGCGGUCGAUGGUCUUUUCUGCGUCAGAGGCUUCGCGGCUGCGAAAAUGCCCAUUAUUAACAGCAAAAAAAAACAAUAACAAGCGCGCACCGAAGAACAAAAACAACGCUAACAUGGCUUGGUCACAGCUAAUCGCUGAUAUUUGCGUCAUGUAGUCUUUUGUCUUGACGUCAUUUGGCGUUGUGCAGCCAAUGCGAAUUGCAACCGUGUAUGUCGACUGCAAGAACGCUUGAAAACUAUACGUAGAGAAGAGAUCAAAAGAAAAAGGUGCUGCUGAGUGCGUACGCACCCAAUGAGAAAUAAUGAGCAAAUUACCGAUAAACAAAAAAAGUAAUAUCAGCGAUAAGCGUAAGCAAGUGGCUGAAAAACUAAAUAUUAAAUGUCAACCAGUGUUGGCGCGAAGAAUGGGCGGCUACAUCAGUCGGCGGAGCACCGGAACGACUUCAACUAACCCAACUGCCACAACAACAGCCUCAAACGCUGAUAUUUGCAAGAAAAACGUGCGAGUACCUCAGAGAUCCGUACGUAUGAGCGUUGCUGCAAAAACCAGCGUUGAUUCUCAAACGACAGCCACAUUUGUCGGUAGCACAUCCCAGUCUUCGGUCCAUUGUGUGGCGACCGAAGCACUUACUUCCGUGCACAUUCCACCAGCCUCGUUGCAUUCCAUCCCCUUGAAUGAACAUUGUGAACUAGUUGACGAAAAGGCAGAUGAUGCGUGCGGAGCAGUGAUCGCGGAUGACAUGCUCGGCUGGACUGACAUUGUUGACGGUGAGUUUUCUUCACACUCGGCGCUCAUACUAAGUGCUAUUCAAGCCACAAGAGAGUCAAUAGAUGCCAAUAAAACGGAGGAAACAACGGAUACAAAAAUAGCCACAACAAAAACGCACACGGCGGCAUUGACAGUUGCGCAACUGUCGCGUUCACGUACACCAACGAUAAAACCGCGCGCGACGUCCGCGCUGUUAGGGGCAAGCCAAUUAACGAAGGGAAAAAAGAGCAAAGCGAGCACUACUACAAUGACACAUGCGGUGACGGCGGCGACUACAACAACGGCGAAUGAGCAAACGCCGGUAGUAGCAGUGACGAGGUCUCCGGAAGGGGCGCAUUCGUCUGCUACACGACGAGUACAAUCGGCGGCUCGUUUGACGUCGCCGUUGAGAAUGGGAGGCAAACAGGUGGAAGGGGUGUUAUUGGCGGUAGAUGCGAAAUCCAAAUUCACUGAAAAUAAAUGUCCGUUGGCUGUGCUAACGAAUGUUAGUAAUCAGAGAAAACUUGAAGCGAGCACUACGAUAUCAGAACCAAAGCGGUGUGCGCUUAACAGUAACAACAUCACCCUAAGCGAAUACAUCGACAGAACAAGUGAAGUAUACGUAGCGCGCAACAAGUGGCCAGGAGUUGUCGAUUUAGUCAACUCGGAGUAUGAUCCUGCUUGUGAGACAAGAGCACGCGCAGACACAAGCACCAACAACAAUAGCAAGGAUAUAAUAAGGGCACUGACUUUGGCAGCGCGAAAGGCCAAACUGAAAUCGGAAUUUUUCAGAGAUUUCGAAUCGCAAGAGCAAGCAGUCAAACGUUUAACACAACCCUCGACACUAAUUGAUGAUUGUGGGAUAUCGCGACAAUCACAGUUGGACGCAGUUAGUACACGGUAUAGCAAAGAACUUAGUCCACACAUUGGAGUACCAACGAUAGCCGUGAACGCGGCGGAAACCUAUUCAUCCACAUCUUUAGUGGCGAGGCGCAAAUUAGAUUUAAAGAAAAAAAUUGAAAAACAAAAUAAGACAAGGACAUCUUACCCUGUAGCACACACCCAUCAAUCCUUGAUUCAUACAAUCAGUACAUUUCCACGUGUUGAAGAAUUAGUACAAAGAUUCGAAAGUCACUCAACGUGUUCCGCUAGGAAAAUGAUUGUGAAUCCGAACAAAACCAGCGAGACAGGCGAUAGCAAUAUGUUGUCCUUGAAGCCAGAGCGAUUGGAGCAGCGCAACAGUCCAUUAUCGGACGAGGGUUGCAACCUUGGACAGAGUCCUUACUCAUCUGACAAUGAGGACAACGAAUCGGCGCAGACCACUUCCGCAGUUGGCCAAACAAAGCGUAAGGAUAAAGUGGCACGCUCUGCCAGCAGUGAUUCGGCAUUAGGUUUGGACGUUGAUGAGUCAAUGGAUACAACACCCGCACAGCCACCGGUCGGAACACAACAGCGAAGAAUGACACUCACCGUUACGGAUUUGCCACUGCGACCGGCACUUUUACCGCUAGCAGAACCCACUGCACUGCCAGACACAACGAUCACCGAGCUACCACCAACUAUCAGCAAUCCACCAGCCCCAGCUACGGUGCCCAGCAAGGUGUUGUUGGAGGAACGCGUUGUAGAGCUACCGGAGGAUCCGCGUUCUUUAGCGCCAUCACAGCCAUGUUCGCGUCGCGAGUCAGCACAGAGUUGCGGUAGUGAUACUGCACCCACUGAGUUUCCGGGCGGUAGACGAUUUGUACGCACUCCUUCUGUAGUUGUGUCGGAUUAUUCCGAUGAAAUCAUGUGCGGUAUAACACUCGAAGAAAUAGAAUACUUUCGCGCACAGCGCAUGCGACGACGACAUUCCUCACUGGACACUGCCAACGAAGGUGAAGGCGAAUCGGAUGUGAGCGCCUCCUCCUCCUGCAGCAACCUAUACUACUGCGGCUCAACGAUAUCCGCAUUAGACGGCGCAGAGUGCUACGUGAACGGUGUACGUACCUCUUUAGAACGUAAAACAAGCGAUUGUUCGACAUACUCAGCCAGCGCUGACGAGGAGUCAUUCACCAUUCCCGAAGAUCCACAACAACAAACAGGCAAAGACCUGUCCGACCUACUGGCCGCACAGCACCUGAGCACGAAGCCAGCAGCUAAGAAGCCUUCUGGUUGGCGCAAGCUUCGCAACAUUGUGCAAUGGACGCCAUUUUUUCAAACCUACAAGAAACAGCGCUAUCCCUGGGUCCAACUGGCCGGUCAUCAAGGCAAUUUCAAGGCCGGUCCCGAACAGGGCACCGUCCUAAAGAAGCUCUGUCCAAAGGAGGAGGACUGUUUUCGUGUGCUCAUGAAGGACGUCUUGCGCCCCUAUGUACCGCAAUAUAAGGGGCAAGUGACCAGCGAGGAUGGUGAAUUGUACUUGCAACUGCAGGACUUGCUGAGCGAUUUCAAUCAGCCCUGUGUUAUGGACUGCAAGGUCGGUGUGCGCACUUAUCUCGAGGAAGAGCUUUCCAAGGCCAAGGAGAAGCCGAAGCUGCGCAAGGAUAUGUAUGAGAAAAUGAUACAGAUUGAUCCGGAUGCACCCAGUGAGGAGGAGCACAAGGCGAAGGGUGUGACCAAGCCACGUUAUAUGGUUUGGCGCGAGACAAUCUCCAGCACAGCGACACUGGGCUUUCGCAUUGAGGGCAUUAAAAAAAGCGAUGGCACUAGCACCAAGGAUUUCAAGACCACGAAGUCCCGCCAGCAAAUCAAACAAGCCUUCCGCGAGUUCGUCAAUGGCUUUCCACAUGCUAUGCCCCGUUACAUACAUCGUCUGCAGGCGAUUCGCGCCACACUCGAAUGCUCCGACUUCUUUCAGACACACGAAGUUAUAGGCAGUUCGCUACUAUUCGUUCACGAUCGUUAUCACGCCAGCGUGUGGCUAAUUGAUUUUGCCAAGACCGUCGGCUUGCCCGAAAAUCAAAAAAUCGACCACAGAAGCACCUGGACGGUGGGCAACCAUGAGGACGGCUAUUUGAUUGGCAUCAAUAAUUUAAUCGACAUUUUCACCGAACUCGAUGCAGAAAUUGCCGUUGAAACUUCGCUAACGCCAUCUUCGGCCUCUUCGUCGGCUUCGUUGUCGCCGAAACGCAAUUUGAGCGAAUCGGCACUCGAUGACACAGCGUCCGGCAGCAUGAUGAGAGAAGGAGAAGUGGUCUUGGAGACGAUUAAGCCAGCAAAGGUGGCUACAGUCGCCGGCACUCAGCCAACGCACAGUCCCAUCGAAACCGGCUCAGCAGCGGAGCAGCCGUCUACCAGCCUUUGCGCCUUUGCAGCAACAACGGAGGAGAAAGAGUCAGUGGAUGGCUCCCAGGAGGAGCGUUAAGCCAGCGUUCUUGAUGCUGUACGGCUUUUGAAAGCAUUGCAGAUUUUGAUGAAAAGUCGAAGGCCGCUCGAUGACUUCACUUUGACCAUUCGCUAGGGCUCGCAGAACCCCGUGAAUAUGAAGGAUAAUAAUGAAAUAAUAGAUUUAGAUGGAAAUUGAAUUACUCGUAAGCACGCAAGACUGAACACAUAGUAAUUUAUUGAGUUACAUACAUACAUGCAUGUAUUUUAUAUGAGCCUACACACAAACAUACAAACCUAUGUACCACUAAGUAAAUAAGCAGAAAUUACAAAAUAUCUAAGUUUAAGAAGAAGCUACAUUUAGCGGAAACGAGAGAGCGGAAUAAGGAUGGGCGCUAGACAACAGAACAACCGACACUGCUCAACGCGAGUGCCCAGCACGAGCGCGAGCCUUGGAGAUUUCGCGGCUUCGACAGUAGAUAAUUAGAGCUAUUGCACUAUUUAAGUUUAACGGUGUAUGCAACACACACUUCAAGCGGCUUGAAGUGGCAAAAUGUGUUGCGAUAGUUAUGUAACUGUAUUAUCAUAUCCUGUUAGCAACAAAUUGAGGCGGCGCACAGCGUUCGAUCACUCCAAACGAUUAUUGUUUGUAUUUGUAUUUUAUUAUUUUCAAAUGUCACACGCAACAUUAGCCACAUCAAUACACACACACACAUACACCUACAUAUGUACGCACACAAUCACUGUUGUUGUGUUUAAGAAAUAACUUUAAAACUUCUUAACGAGGCAAUACUUUCAAUAAAAAGCUUGCAAUACAACAAAA